UGGGAAACACUGAUUCAAUCAUUGUAUCAGUUUAUUUAUAUCUGUAAUCGAUCAGAUCAAUAACGAUGAGUCUCUCUCAGGAAGGCGGAGCUCCCAGCGUCCUGCUGGUCGAGGCGUUUUACGGCGGCUCUCACAAACAGCUGAUCGACCUGCUGCAGUCUCACCUGAUUGGCUGCUCGGCCGUCACGCUGCCCGCCAAGAAAUGGCACUGGAGGGCGAGAACAGCGGCGCUGACCUUAAGCCAGACCAUCCCUACCUGCCCCUCCUACAGGGUGUUGUUCUGCAGCUCUGUUCUGAAUCUGUGUGAACUCGCUGCUCUGAGACCAGAUCUGACUCGUCUGAAGAAGGUUUUGUAUUUCCACGAGAACCAGUUGGUUUACCCGACCCGCAAAGACCAGGAGCGGGACUUCCAGUACGGAUACAACCAGGUGCUCUCAUGCCUGGUAGCAGAUGUGGUCGUCUUCAACUCAGCCUUCAACAUGAACUCCUUCCUGUCCUCCAUCUCCUCCUUCAUGAAGAAGAUCCCAGACCACCGGCCGAGAGACCUGGACCAGCUGAUCCGGCCCAAGUGUGUGGUCCUGUACUACCCGGUCCAGUUCCCCGAUGUCAGCAGUCUGCUGCCGAAACACAAACUCCUGCGACAGGCUGCAGAGCCGUCUCAUGUUGAUGACAUCAUCAGUCCACGACCUGAAGCGUCUCCAUCGGAUCCGUCCAGCUGUGACUCUGCAGAGAAACCGCUGCACAUCGUCUGGCCUCACCGCUGGGAGCAUGAUAAAAACCCGGAGCUGUUUUUUUCUUCUCUGCUGAAACUGAAAGAAAAAGGACUCAAGUUUCAUCUGUCAGUGCUGGGAGAGACUUUCACUGAUGUACCAGAGGUGUUCUCGGAGGCUCGCCGUCAGCUGGACGCUCACAUCCUGCACUGGGGCUUCCUGUCUGAUAAGAGCAGCUUCCUGUCGGCGCUGUGCGAGGCCGACGUGGUCGUCUCCACCGCCAAGCACGAGUUCUUCGGGGUCGCCAUGUUGGAGGCGGUUCACUGUGGAUGUUUCCCUCUCUGUCCCAACGCUUUGGUCUAUCCUGAAAUAUUCCCAGCAGAGUACUUGUACUCCACACCUGAGCAGCUCUGUAAGAAGCUGCAGCGACUCUGCAGGAGGCCCGACAUCGCCCGCAGACACGUCGUCAAGGUCGACACUUCCUCGUUCUCCUGGGACACCCUGAAGCCUCGUUACCAAGCUCUGCUGUCCGACGGUCCCUGAACGCAGCGUUGCCAAGCUCUGCUGUCCGACGGUCCCUGAACGCAGCGUUGCCAAGCUCUGCUGUCCGACGGUCCCUGAACGCAGCGUUGCCAAGCUCUGCUGUCCGACGGUCCCUGAACGCUUCGCAGGAACGAACUUCCGUAAAGUUUAAUAUCCUUAAAACAUGUAAAUAUGUAAUAUGUUUGUUUUUAUAAUAGUAAACAUAUGGAGG
Scomber scombrus (Atlantic mackerel) is the source of this 1464-nucleotide messenger RNA. It is a transcript of the gene qtman, whose product is annotated as glycosyltransferase-like domain containing 1. The transcript is spliced from 10 exons. The record is from RefSeq and is a predicted model, not a curated record. The coding region runs from base 66 to 1253 and encodes 395 amino acids. Lineage: Eukaryota; Metazoa; Chordata; Actinopteri; Scombriformes; Scombridae. Gene Ontology annotation, molecular function: glycosyltransferase activity.